UUUUGAUCUUCAGACCCACAUUGAACCCAACAUGGGCUACACUCUGCUCAUAGACAACUACGACUCGUUCACUUGGAACAUUUACUCUGACCUCGCAACGCUAGGAGGAAAUCCAUUGGUCAGACGAAAUGACAAAAUCACCAUCGAAGAAGUCGAGGCAAUGUACAAUGCAGGAGACCUCGACCGUAUAUGUAUUUCGCCUGGACCUGGUCAUCCCAAGACAGACUCUGGAAUCAGUCGAGAAGUCAUCACCUGGGGUAUGGGCAAAGUUCCAAUAUUAGGCGUCUGCAUGGGUCUAGAGUGUCUAGUGGAUGUCCUCGGUGGAGAGAUCGCCUAUGCGGGCGAGAUCAAGCAUGGUAAGACGUCACUCGUCGAGCACGAUGCGCUCGGCAUAUUCCAUUCGCUCCCCCCGCUUCUCGCCUCCACUCGCUAUCAUUCUCUUUCCGCCUCCAUCCUCAGUCUGCCCAAAGAACUCCAAGUCAGCGCCACGACAAAGGAGUCAGGUGUCAUCAUGGGUGUUCGUCAUCGUACAUACUGUGUCGAAGCCGUUCAAUAUCAUCCCGAAUCGUGCAUGUCCGAAGGCGGUCGAGGUCUCGCUGCCAAUUUCCUGAAAAUGAAAGGUGGGACCUGGAGCGAGAAUGCCUGGUGUGGAGUAGAGGCGGCACCCAAGGGAUCGGCAACGGCCCUUGUGAAUGGAUCAGCAUCCUCGCCUUCCGCUCCUCGUGUGCCGACGAUUCUGGAGAAUAUUCGAGCGCAACGACUCGUCGACGUCGAACAAAGCCAAUCGGCCCCUGCCACUACCCCUGCCAUCCUCUCCACCUCGCUUUCUCUGCACACUGCUCCAUCUCAAAUCAACCUCAUCGCUCGCCUCACCUCCACCCCUCAUACCGCCAUCAUGGCAGAGAUCAAACGUGCAUCACCCUCCAAAGGUGAUAUCGCCAUCUCCACCAACGCUCCAGAACAGGCCAUCAAGUACGCUCUCGCAGGCGCUUCAGUGAUCUCUGUGCUCACCGAGCCAAAAUGGUUCAAGGGGAGCUUGAGCGACAUGCUAUCCGUCCGACAAGCACUGGAAUCGUUGCCCAAUCGACCGGCUGUCCUACGCAAAGACUUUAUCCUCUCCACCUAUAUGAUCGACGAGGCCAGACUUCACGGAGCAGACACCGUCCUCCUCAUCGUUGCCAUGCUUGAUCGGCCGUUACUCGAAAAGCUUUACAGAUAUUCGCUCUCUCUCGGAAUGGAACCUCUCGUCGAGGUCAACAAUCCCGAUGAAUUACAGACAGCCCUGGAGAUCGGGGCCAAGGUGAUCGGGGUGAACAAUCGAAAUUUGCACGAUUUCAACGUCGACAUGUCGACCACCUCCAGGGUCAACGCGGCUCUUCAGGGGCGCGACGUGAUCCUCUGCGCCUUGUCAGGGAUCUCAAGCCCCGAAGACGUGCAAAAGUACGUGAAGGAAGGUGUCAAAGCUGUCCUCGUCGGCGAAUCCCUAAUGCGAGCACCUGAUCCAUUCACUUUUCUCCGUUCAUUGAUCAGUCUGCCACCCCUCAAGCCAGUCGUCAUUCGCCCACUGGUGAAAAUUUGUGGGUGUCGGUCGGUUGCUGAUGCCAAAGUGGCAUUGGCCGCCGGAGCAGACAUGAUUGGAGUGAUCCUCGUUCCUGGGACCAAGCGUCAGGUGACGCACAGCGUCGCCGGGGAGAUUUCUCGAGUGGUUCGGUCAUCCUCACGUGCCAGUACCUCCACCGUCGAUCCCUCGCAGCCCUGGUUCACCUUUCACGCCUCUCACCUCGCCUCUCGCCGCAGACCCCAAUUGGUCGGUGUGUUCCGCAACCAGCCGCUGCCAGAGAUCCUGGAUGCCGUCGACACCAUCGGCCUCGACAUGGUCCAGCUGCAUGGUGACGAACCACAGUCGUGGGCACGGUUCAUUCCUGUUCCAGUGAUCAAAGUGUUCCGCGUCGAUCACCAGGGCAAGAUUUCUGGAGGCGAGGUCGAUCGACCGGGACUGAACCAAUUUGCCCUGCUCGAUGCCGGUGAUGCAAGUGGGGGAGGAGGAGGCGAGGGGAAGACAUUUGACUGGAGCACGGCCAAGUCAAUCGUCCAAAGCGGUCAGGUCGGGAGUGGAGGGAGGUACCCACUCCCAGUCAUUCUAGCGGGUGGAUUGACACCGGAAAACGUGGUCAGGGCGCUGGAAGAAGUCCCUGGUGUAUUGGCUGUCGACGUCAGUAGUGGGACCGACUCGUCAGAUGGUUGCGGCAAGGAUCCGAGCAGGGUCAAGGCGUUCAUAGAUGCUGUACGAGCUACAGGAUGAUGCAUUAUGAUACAUGGGUC
Messenger RNA from Kockovaella imperatae, 2322 nucleotides. Its product is annotated as N-anthranilate isomerase. The record is from RefSeq and is a predicted model, not a curated record. The transcript has 3 exons. Gene Ontology annotation, biological process: L-tryptophan biosynthetic process. NCBI's taxonomy places the organism in Eukaryota, Fungi, Basidiomycota, Tremellomycetes, Tremellales, Cuniculitremaceae. Bases 32 to 2302 code for a protein of 756 amino acids. Gene Ontology annotation, molecular function: indole-3-glycerol-phosphate synthase activity; phosphoribosylanthranilate isomerase activity; anthranilate synthase activity.